Cuscuta campestris is the source of this 1265-nucleotide messenger RNA. Lineage: Eukaryota; Viridiplantae; Streptophyta; Magnoliopsida; Solanales; Convolvulaceae. The record is from the annotation of a GenBank genome assembly.
UACCGGUCAAUCUGCGUGUUUUUACCUUUCUUACUUUGCCAAAUCAAACGAACUAUUCUAGACCCGGUCUAGUAUAGUUUGACCGGUCAGGUAAUUUACACCAUCAUUUUUGGCGCCACCCGUGGGACCGUUAAGGUUUCUUCUUCUAAACACAAACCUACCCACCAAAACACCACUCGAAAUGUCUUCCAGCCAACAAAUCAACGCUACUUCCGCUCAGGUGCAGGCCACCAACGAGGGAGCCAGCAUCCCUGUGGCUGCUACCAUACCGGUCAUUUCAGCCCCGGUGUUGCCUCUAGGUCUGAGCUCUGUCCCGACGGCCAGCGUGAUCAGUCCCUUCGUGACCCCUGUCCCUUCCGCUGGACCAAGGGUAACGUUCCCACCAAGCAUGACUCAAAUCAUGAAUGACCCAGCCAACCUACAAGCCAUCCAGGGCUUUGGCCAGGUCAUGGCCAUGUGCCAGCAGAACGGGGGGAUGCCUUUCCUCCCUGGUAUGUUCCCAUUCGCCCUUCCAGGCGCGGGGACCAUGCCUCUACAAGCUCCGAUGGCGGUGACGUCGUCCCAGACGCCGAUGCCGCAACCAUCACCUUUCCAGCCCCAGCUGGUCAGCACCAUGGCCCCGGUCAACUUGGCUGGUGCACUUAACGCUGCAGGGCCGUCGCGUCCCCCGCAAGCUACGGAUCCGCAGGUCACUCCUGAUGGUCAUUGCGUCUCGAUUGAGAGCGAUGACGGCGAGUGGGACAUCCCGAGGGCCCACAAGAAGAAGAAAGGAAAAAACAUCCGGCCAGCGACCUCUCGAAACUCCGCCUUCGAAAGGCUGGGGGAUAGGAAGGAAGGCCAGAGGAAGUCAGCCAAGCAGAGGCUGGGGCAGAGUGUUGCCCAUGUCAGCGCAUUCGCCCGGCUAGGCGAGGUGCGGGAGGCCGAGCCUGCCCGCACCCGGCGCUCCUGGUCUAACCGGCAGGAGCCAGCGAGGACGAGGGCCUCCCACCAGGAAGGGGAGGCAGAAAGCCAGCCCAGGUUACCGGUGGCGAACCGGUUAACCAUCCCAAACGACCGCGUCCAGCAUAUGGAGGCAAAGCUGGAAAGGCUGGAAAAGAAGGUCGGGGAGAAGAAUGACCGGGACAAACCCCUGGCAGGGUCCCCGUUCACCACAAGGGUCCAUCUGACACCUUUCCCGCGAAAGGUCAAGAUCGACGCCCCCAGAUUCACCGGGAAGGAAGAUCCGGAAAUCCACCUGGACUCCUUCAACCAGAGUGCGACCAUGA